Molecule: messenger RNA, 2584 nt
Organism: Dioscorea cayenensis subsp. rotundata (Guinea yam)
Lineage: Eukaryota; Viridiplantae; Streptophyta; Magnoliopsida; Dioscoreales; Dioscoreaceae
Product: putative pentatricopeptide repeat-containing protein At3g25060, mitochondrial
Exons: 4
Coding region: 26-1834 (602 amino acids)
Biological process (GO): RNA modification
Molecular function (GO): protein binding; RNA binding
Source: RefSeq, a predicted model, not a curated record
AACACUUUCACUUGGAACAAAUGAAAUGCUCCGAGCUCUCUCCCGCCAUCGAUGGCUGCAAGCCCUCUUGCAACACACCAAAGAUCCCGAGACCCUCUCCAAAAUCCACGCUCUCAUGCUCCUCUCCGGCGCCUUCCUCCACCACCACUCCCCCGGCGCCCUCAUCGCCGCCUAUGCUCGCCUCCGUAACCUCCCCGCCGCCCACUUGCUCUUCCAAACCAUUCCUCAACCCAAUGUCUCCGCUUGGAACGCCAUUCUCAUUGCCUUCUCCCGUCAUGGCUCCCCUCACCGCGUUCUUGAUCUCUUUCGUCGCAUGAUCUCAAGGAACCAAGCGCGCCCUGAUAGCUCCUCUUUCACUGUUGCUCUCAAUGCUUGUGCUAAGAUCUUGGAUCUUGGAGCUGGGGAGGACAUCAAAGCCAUAGCUUUUGAUCUUGGAUAUGCUGGUGAUGUGUUUGUUUGCUCCUCUUUGUUGAAUUUGUAUAUAAAAUGUGGCAGGUUGAGUGAUGCAGUGAAGGUGUUUGAAGGAAUGCCCAAGAAGGAUCUUGUUUCUUGGACUACAAUGAUAAAUGGGUUUGCGAGCUCCAGAAUACCGUUUGAGACGAUUGGGAUUUAUAGAAGGAUGAGAUUGGAGGGUAUGGAAGGGGAUGGGAUUGUCAUGGUCGGUAUAAUUCAAGCAUGUGCAGGGAUUGGAGAUGUGAGGAUGGGCCGAUCUGUUCAUGGGCUCAUGAUUCGCCGUGAGAUGAGAAUGGAUGUUGUUGUUGAGACCAGCCUUGUUGACAUGUAUGCAAAGAAUGGGUUUCUGAAACUGGCAAAGCUUGUUUUUCAGAGGAUGGAGAUUAAGAAUGUUGUCUCAUGGAGUGCAUUGAUCUCUGGAUAUGCUCAGAAUGGAUUUGCUAGUGAUGCAAUCUGGUUGUUGAUCGAUAUGCAAAUUUGUGGGCUUCAGCCUGACUUGGUUGCGCUUGUGAGUACCCUGCUGGCAUGUUCACAAAUUGGGUCUUUGAUAUUAGGUAAAUCAGUUCAUGGAUACAUUGUGAGGAAGCUUGAAUGUGAUCGAAUAUCAGGCACUGCAUUGAUAGAUAUGUACUCGAAAUGUGGGAGCAUAGCAAAUGCUCGUGAGUUGUUUGAUAAGGUCAGUGCAAAAGAUUCAAUCUCUUGGAAUGCAAUGAUAGCUAGUUAUGGUGCUCAUGGUCAGGGAAAGGAAGCGUAUUUGCUCUUCUUGGAGAUGAAAGAAGCUGGUUUAAAACCUGAUGAGACAACUUUCGCUUCUCUUCUUUCAGCUUUUGGUCAUUCUGGGCUUGUAGAUGAAGGACGCUACUGGUUUGAUCUUAUAGUCGGGGAAUUUGGAUUUGAACCAGGUGAGAAACAUUAUGCUUGUAUGGUGGAUCUUUUAGCUCGUGCAGGCCAUGUUGAAGAAGCCCAUGAACUCAUAAAAUCUAUGGCGAUCCAACCAGGAAUGACUGUCUGGGUUGCCCUACUUUCUGGUUGUCAUAAUCAUAAGAAGUUGGAACUAGGAGACUAUGCUGCGGGGAAGGUUAUAGAGUUGGAUCCCGAUGAUCUGGGAAUAUAUACGUUGGUGUCAAAUGUCUAUGCUGCAGCGAAGAAGUGGGACAAAGUGGUUGAGGUGAGAAGAUUAAUGAAGAAAAUGGGGAUGAAGAAGGUUCCAGGAUAUAGUUCAGUGGAGGUUAAUGGGAAGCUCCAUGCAUUUUUAAUGGAGGAUAAGAGUCAUCCACAGCAUGAAGAGAUUAUUGAGAUGUUGAAAAGAUUGGAUUUGGAGAUGAGGAAAAUAGAAUACACUCUUAAAACGGAGUUUAUACUUCAUGACCUUGAUGAAUAGGUGAAGGAGAGAAUUCUGUGCAACCACAGUGAGGGCCUGGCCUUUGCAUUUGGAUAGCUAACCAUCAGUGCAAGAACAAGGACUCUGAUCAUGAAGAACCUUUAUUGUUUGUGGGGACUGCCAUGAUGCAAUUAAAUAGAUUUCAUGCCUUCAUUGCUCCUUCCCCAGACUCCCUUUGUUCUUAUCUCACUUGCAUUUGCAACACCCUUAAUGCCACCAUGUGCCUCUAGAUUUUGAUAUGCCGAAAUAUGGCAGAAAAAUGCUUGAUAGAGACAUCUAUCAAUUCGAUUCGUGUAAGCGUCAAAAUGAUUAUGAAUUAUUUUACACUUGAGGGACUAGCUUAUAUUUGUUCCUGUUCUUGGAUUGAUUUGUCACUCCUUAUCAUUGGGUUAAGCAGGCUGAUGAGCUUGAAAACAUUCAGGCAAAAAAGUUGCCCAGGUUUUUGUCAAUGAAGGCAGAUGCAUUCCAAGUUCUCAGAAGAAAGGCAGUGCAGGACAUUGACAAAGAGAUCACUGAGUUAAAGCUAUCAGUAAACACAAGAGGCCGGCUUGUGGCAACUGAGUUUCUGAAGCAGUUCGUCUGAAACAAUUAUGUGACUUCAUGUGAAAUUUAUGAGUUACAGUAUCUGUUAUAAGGGAUGAAAUGUAAAUCUGAAAGUUCUUGAUGUAUUCCAUAGAAAACCUUACGGAUAAUCAGUUUGCAUAUCAAACAUUGUGAAAAGUAUAUUAUGUUCUCAGUUUGCAUAUCAAA